Molecule: messenger RNA, 4538 nt
Organism: Lentinula edodes (shiitake mushroom)
Lineage: Eukaryota; Fungi; Basidiomycota; Agaricomycetes; Agaricales; Omphalotaceae
Product: gamma DNA-directed DNA polymerase
Exons: 3
Coding region: 103-4386 (1427 amino acids)
Biological process (GO): mitochondrial DNA replication
Cellular component (GO): mitochondrion; gamma DNA polymerase complex
Molecular function (GO): DNA-directed DNA polymerase activity; 3'-5' exonuclease activity; DNA binding
Source: RefSeq, a predicted model, not a curated record
UGAUCGUGCAGGACUCGUGAAGACUCGUGAGCUCUGCACCCUAUAGCCUGGCCCUCACAUAUACAGACCACAUAUGCUCCUUUCUUGAUCCAUGGUCUCUAGAUGUUCUCAUCUACCACAAGAAUUGGACAUUCUCGUUUGUCUAGGUGGUUUCACACUGUCAGGGCCUUGGAAAGUCAGACCCUCAGGCAACGGGAUAGUGUGCCGCGACCCUCUGCCAGGCCCCUCACAGCUUUCAAGUACAAGGAGGAAAAGGUUGUCAAAGCGCAAACGAAAGAUGACGCGCAGAAGCUCAGGCAUGUCAAAAGAAACGCCGCAGGCGUUCAAAUGCUGUCGCGGUCCUUGCACGAACAGAUAUUUAAAAACUGCACAUUUCCUUCACCCCCGAAGACGUACACAAAUAUAUCCCUUGAGCACCUUAAGACGCAUGGCUUGGAUCCGACCCAGUCCUCGACAUUACCCUCUACAGACUUUAUCUUGCCUCCUUUACAAGGAAAUAAUCUCCUCGAACACUUUCACCGUAUCGGAGUGUCUUCUUCUCAGCCGUAUAUUUCAUUUGCCAAACAGUUCGCUGAGGCAGAGCUCCCACCUAUUCCAGACGAUUGGCAGCUACAGGCCGGAUGGACUAAGUACCAUCAUAGCUCAGAUGGGUCUGGGUACUGUGAACACGUCGCUUUCCCCUCGCACGAUGGUAAAUCAGAAAUCAUGCUCGCUUUUGACGUCGAGACAAUGCCGAAAUACCAUCAAUAUCCUAUCUUAGCAUGCGCUGCUUCCCCCAACGCCUGGUAUGUUUGGAUAUCCCCUUGGAUCCUCGAUUCUUCGUCCAACUCCCCAGAGCAUCUCAUUCCUCUUGGUCCUCCAGAUGUUUCACGUCUAGUCGUCGGGCACAAUGUCUCGUACGAUCGUGCUCGAAUUCAGGAAGAGUAUCAUCUUGCUGGAACCAAAAAUCGCUUUUUGGAUACCAUGUCGCUCCACGUCGCCAUCAAGGGUAUUUCAUCUCAUCAACGGCCUGCAUGGGCCAAAUAUCGGAAAGAAAAGCAAGAUGCGAUUGAAUCUAGAGAUGAAGCAAUAGAGGCUGUGAUACAUCUUCUCCAUGACGUUGAGCAGCAACUUAAGGGUCUGCGUGAGGCAGUUGCAUCUGGCCUUGUAGAUGACAGAGGAGAAGUCCAAAAGUUGGUCGAUCUGCAGAGUAAUUUGGAGGAAUCUCUUUCUGGCCUCAAAAUUACUCAGUCAGCGUCAUCCGAUACCAACCAACCAGAUCCAUUGUUGACCGACGCAGACUUAGAUGAUGAACCUUCCAUUGAAACGAGCCAAAAACGUUGGGAAGAUAUCACGUCCGGAAAUAGCCUCGUUGACGUUGCUAAACUUCAUUGUGAUAUCGAUAUCUCGAAGGAAAUUCGAAACGAUUUCAUGACAGCCACUCCUCUAGAGAUACUAGAAAGUAUCAACGACUAUAUUUCUUAUUGCGCAACGGAUGUGGGCACUACGCAUGCUGUCUAUAAGAAAGUACUUCCUGGAUUCCUUCAAGCAUGUCCCCAUCCAGUCAGUUUUGCGGGCGUAGCGACCAUGGGUAGUGGAUUUUUGCCUGUCAAUGAACAAUGGGAAGCAUACAUUGAUAGAGCAGAGCGAGUCUGGCAAAAUCUGGAGGGAAAAGUUCGUACCGGUCUUGAGAAUUUGGCAAGAGCCGCAAUUGCGGAGUACAAAGUUACUUCUCCCGAUGCUCCAGUCGUCGGUCCAUGGCAGGACGAUGUGUGGCUGAACCAGAUGGAUUGGACACCGAAAGUCGCCAGCAAAACUAGAGGUGUAUAUCCUCCUGGUGAACAACCAAUAACCUCUGACUCACUAGUUGACUCAUCAGAGCUUGCUACCCCAACAAACACUCCGACAAACACACUACCAUCCUGGUACGCCAUGCUACUCGCUGAUCCGUUUUCCAAGAAGUGUAUAGAACGCAUACUUCCGCUGCUCCUUGAACUCUCAUUUGACGAUCACCCAUUGCGCUUCACGACGAAAGACAAAUGGCACUACUGCCCCUCGGAGGACGCCUCAAAAAUUACUUUACUUCCAACCGCUUUGAAGAAAGGACUGAAGACUGGAACUGUUCUAACUCGCUCACAUUCUCUUCCUUUACUCCAGGAUGGUAGUAUGACUUCCUGCGAUGUCGAUCUUGCUCUGAAACUCAGUCGGGGUGACAAAGGAGAUGAAGUCAAGCAUGGGGUAUUGCGCCUCGCUGAACAUGCAUAUCGGAAAGAUCGAGCUGCGACGAUACAUACCUCUUGGCUUAGCCAGCUCGAUUGGUCGCCUGUCGAAAUCAAUAACGACGGUGUACCUAAAACUAAGCUGAAAAAGCCGAAGGUUCAAAAAGCACCACCUGUAUAUUGGCCAAAAUGGUAUUGGGACCUCACUAAACCGAAGAAGGGUAUGCCGCCAGGUGCUUUGGACAUCACAACGCGAAAUCGAUACGCCCCUCUUCUUUUAAAGAUGUCCUGGCAAGGAUUUCCUCUUGUUUUCUCGCGCGAGCAUGGGUGGAUAUUCCGUGUCCCCUUGUCGCCAUCAUCGGCUGACCCUCCGAUAGACUCUGCCAUCAGAGAAAGACUGCAACGCUCCUCUCCACUCAGUUUCUAUCAUUCAGACGACGAGCAUCUUGCCAAUGCAGCAAGUUACGUAUUCUACAAACUUCCGCAUAAGGACGGGGAGUCGGCAAACGUCGGCAGCCCCCUCGCGAAAUCCUUUCUUAGGUUUGCUAUGGAUGGCGUUCUCAAAAGUAGUGCUGGAGAUGAACUGAAGGAACUGGUAGACGUGGGUGUAAAAUGUAGCUACUGGAUCAGUGCGCGAGAUAGGAUCUUGAACCAGAUGGUAAAGUGGGAUGAAAAGUCCUCCGACAUGGGAUUCCCUGAUAUCGCGACAACUCAAUCUCCAGAGGAAUUCAAAAGUCAGCAGAAGGAGUUGGCAGAAGUGGCUGCGGCACUGGGAGAAGAAUUUGUAGAGACGCCUCGAGCGAAAAAGUGGGGCAUUAUUGUUCCUCAAGUUAUCACUAUGGGCACCGUCACCCGUCGAGCAAUUGAGAGAACCUGGCUCACUGCUAGCAACGCAAAGAAGAAUCGAGUAGGCUCCGAGUUAAAAGCCAUGGUCCGUGCACCUCCGGGUUAUGCCAUCGUCGGUGCAGAUGUGGACUCUGAAGAGUUAUGGAUAUCGAGUUGCAUGGGUGAUGCCCAGUUCGGAAUGCAUGGUGCUACUGCGAUCGGCUGGAUGACGCUCGAGGGCACGAAAUCUGCCGGGACCGAUUUGCAUUCUAAAACAGCCAGCAUUCUCGGUAUCUCGAGAGACCAGGCUAAAGUUUUCAAUUAUUCUCGUAUCUACGGUGCAGGCAUGCGACAUGCGAUGCUCUUGUUGCAACAAGGAAACUCCAAUAUGAGCCAAGAGGAAGCACAGAAACUGGCCGAAAAUCUAUAUGCAUCUACGAAAGGAAAGAAUACACACAGAAGCGACCUCUUUGGCAAAAAAUUCUGGUAUGGAGGAACCGAGAGCUAUCUCUUCAAUAAGCUUGAAGAGAUUGCUCUCUCAGACAAACCCCAGACUCCCGCGCUGGGCUGUGGUGUAACGCAUGCGUUGCAAAAAGAUUGCUUGCCCGCUGGUUUUGGUUCUGAUUACAUGCCCUCUCGCAUCAACUGGGUCGUACAAUCCUCUGGCGUCGAUUAUCUCCACCUCCUUAUUGUCUCUAUGGACUAUCUUAUUCAGAAAUACGAUAUCGGUGCUCGAUAUCUUAUCUCCGUCCAUGACGAAUUGAGAUAUCUUGUGAAAGAAGAGGACAGAUUUAGGGCAGCCCUCGCGUUACAAAUCGCUAACCUGUGGACUCGAUCUAUGUUUGCAUACAAGCUUGGACUGGAUGAUUUACCACAGGGUGUGGCUUUCUUCUCUGCUGUCGACGUAGACGGAGUUCUCCGGAAAGAAGUCGACAUGACUUGUGUCACUCCUUCGCAGCCGAUACCUAUUCCUCCAGGGGAAAGCCUAGACAUCGGGGAUGUGCUAACACGGACUAAUGGAGGCUCGUUAUGGGCAGACGGAAAGCCCAUGGAAUCUAGUAGCGCAGAGACAACCCUUGAAGGAAGCUUAGAUGGGUAUGUUGAAGCACAGUGUCUCACGCAUCGAGCAGACAAUGCCGCGUUCCUUCGCGCUCAAGCGACUUCCGAUUUGGGUGAAGUGAAACAUCUUGCAAAGCAGUUUCAAGGGAAGACAUUCGAGGCGAAGCUUAAGUCUGUCCCCGCAGGGAAUAGAAACAGGGCAUCGAAGCACAGAAAAUCAGUACCUGUUGGGGACGGAGAAGGCGUAGACUGGUCUGAAAUUGUGGAACGUCUCUUGCGCUCUGGGCGCGAAUUAGUUCAGUAACGUAUGGUUGGAGAUUUUCUUGCAGUAAUUAACUUAUGUAUAUUCAUCUAUUCUAACUGUAUUGUAUCAUACAUAGUGCCCUGGCUUUCAUUGUACGUUGACGGACCGUUCUCACUAAUAGACUGGGUGUGUUGGUCUAAGAUGAACUAGCU